AAUUGUCAACUAGUUCAGUUACAAAACAUGAUACCGUACAUGUACAAACAACUCUUAAUUCUAACCUAUAUUUAUAAUGGAAUUUAUAAUUUCGCUCAGACGAAUUCAUUGACGAAAUGCCCAGCGGGUUCUAAGAGAUCUGGAAAUACAUGUAUUGAAUCUUGUCCCUCUGGCUAUUUUGGAGAUGAUUGCUCUGAACUCUGUCCUGUCAGGUCGUAUGGGAAAGAGUGUGGUGGAAAAUGUGAUUGUUUACCUGAAGCAUGCAAUCAUGUAGUGGGAUGUACAACAUUUCAAGUAUCGACAUUGCACACAACUGUAAUUGAAGAAGGGACAAACCACACAACUGAUGAAACAGAAGUGGAUGAUCAUGAUUGUCCACCUUUCAAAUUCACGAGUCAUCAAGUCAACACGAGGACAAUCAUUGUAUUAGUUGCUUCCAUUAUAUGCAGCGUGCUUGUGUACCUUAUAAUUUACGAGUUCAGAAAAUAUCGAUACGCUUGUUUGUCAUACUCAUUUCCACAAAGCAGCACUACUACUGAAUGUGUUUAUGCAGAAAUAAAUGAAGUAAAUUCAGUUGUAAUUGAAAAUGAGGGAAUAAUAAAGUUCUCUGCCAAUAGUAAUAAUGGAAAGGCGUAGAAGAGAAGACAAAACUGAGGGUUAAUGAAAUUAGUUUUGAGAGUUGACAUUUGUGAUGAUGGGUUUCACGAGACAUAACCCCAAAAGAACAGAACAUCCAAACUGUGUGUAUUUAUUUAGCUGUGAUGGUAGGACAUGUCAUAUGCACAAAUAAGGAAGGAAACAUACAUCCACUUAUUCCACUUUUGCAUCUCUAUAUUUAGAAAGAGAUGUUUUCCGUUCAUGUCAGUUUUGAUGGGUUUUGUUGUUUCGGUGGGAAGACUUAGCGUUUGCAUUUCCCUAUACACGUAUUUAGAAAAAAAGAUGUUUUCGGUUGAUGUCAGAUUCGAUGGGGUUUGGUGUUUUGUUGGGAGGUUUACUUUUCAAAUAUAGAUACCUUUGUUGGAAUUUAAGAGAUACUAGCUCUUCCCUUCGAACAUACACCUCGAACUGAAUAUUGCAGCCUUAAUUGAUUAAUAAACGCGAUGGUGUCUAUAGUUUAUACUUUAAAUCUCUGUAGUUUUAUUUUUACCAACAUUACUUUUCGUCUAUAAUCUUAUGAAGUAAUCAUGAAUCUGUGAUGGUUUGAUGGGAUUAAGUAAAACUGAAGUGUAAGAUAAUGUAACCUUGUAUUGUCAUUCAACUAAACUGACAGAGGGAUAUAAUGUAUAGCAGUUAUGUGAGGUGUGUUCAUUGUGUCAUUGAUGUAUGUAAUAAAUGCAAUAUAACACAA
Molecule: messenger RNA, 1348 nt
Organism: Ostrea edulis (European flat oyster)
Lineage: Eukaryota; Metazoa; Mollusca; Bivalvia; Ostreida; Ostreidae
Product: multiple epidermal growth factor-like domains protein 10
Exons: 5
Coding region: 28-636 (202 amino acids)
Source: RefSeq, a predicted model, not a curated record